Molecule: messenger RNA, 1155 nt
Organism: Cinclus cinclus
Lineage: Eukaryota; Metazoa; Chordata; Aves; Passeriformes; Cinclidae
Product: diacylglycerol O-acyltransferase 2-like
Exons: 8
Coding region: 1-1086 (361 amino acids)
Biological process (GO): lipid metabolic process
Cellular component (GO): endoplasmic reticulum membrane
Source: RefSeq, a predicted model, not a curated record
AUGAAAACCAUCAUAGCAGCCUGCUCCCAGAAUCUCAGUGGCAGCCGGGCCAGCAUCCAGACUGCCCUGAGGACGCUGCUGGCCAUCCCCUGGCCCUCGCAGCGCGACGUCGGCUCCGUGCUCCAGCUCCUGGCCGUGCUGCAGUGGGUGCUCAGCUUCCUGCUGCUGGGAAUUGUCAGCCUCGUACUGCUCAUCUACCUGCUGUUCACCAGCCUCUGGCUCAUCCCCGUGCUCUACCUGGCCUGGAUCAUCUUCGACUGGGACACGCCGGAGAAAGGAGGCAGGAGGCUCCCGUGCCUGCGGCGAUGGACCGUGUGGAAGCACUUUCGGGAUUAUUUCCCGGUGAAGCUGGUGAAGACACACGACCUGUCCCCCAGCCACAACUACAUCAUCGGCUCGCAUCCCCACGGCAUCCUCUGCGUCGGCGCCUUCUGCAACUUCAUCACGGGCUCCACGGGCUUCGAGGAGCUGUUCCCGGGCAUCCGUUCCUCCCUCACCACGCUGGCCGGGAAUUUCCGCCUGCCCGUGUUUCGGGAGUACCUGAUGAGCGGGGGGCUGUUCCCGGUGACCCGCCGCGCCAUCGGGUACCUGCUGUCCCAGAAAGGCACCGGCAACGCGGUGGCCAUCGUCAUCGGCGGCGCGGCCGAGUCGCUGUCCUGCCGGCCCGGCGUCACCACGCUCAUCCUCAAGAACCGCAAGGGCUUCGUCCGCAUGGCCCUGCGGCACGGGGCCUUCCUCGUCCCCUCCUUCUCCUUUGGGGAGAACGACCUGUUCCGCCAGGUGGUCUUUGAGGAGGGCAGCUGGAUGAGGAGCAUCCAGCGGCGCUUCCAGAAGAUGAUGGGCUUCGCUCCCUGCCUGUUCUACGGCCGCGGCCUCACCUCCUGCCGGUCCCGCGGCUUCCUGCCCUACGCCAGGCCCAUCACCACCGUGGUGGGGGAGCCGCUGGCGGUGCCCAAGGUGGAGAACCCGAGCCGGGAGCUGGUGGAUCGGUACCACGAGCUCUACAUCCGUGCCCUGCUCAAGCUCUUCAAUGAGAACAAGACUAAGUAUGGGCUGUCCGAGUCAGACGAGCUGCACAUCCUCUGAGUGCCACCAGCACCGGCCCCGUCCUGGCUCAUGAGGGCUCUUGCAGGGGGAAUUUCAGCCAGCCUGGCA